AUGGUUCUGCUGGCAAGUCUGCUGGCCGGUACCACGACCAUCACAUUUCACUUCACACGCGCCGCCUCCUCGACCUACCUUUCGAGCCUGGUGCACUCCUACCAAGGAGAGAUCCUUCUGCAUAUUUCCAGUAGCGUCUCUCAGCUGCUGGACAAGGCAGAACCAUGCGGCACAAGCUUUGCGCAGUAUCUUGACCUGAUUCACAGCCCAGGCCUCAACCUGACAGUAGAUCAAAAACAGGAUCUUACAGCAUCCUCCCUGAGAAAGACGUUCCAGAGCUGCAACACAGUCUCUGGCCUGGGACUCACCACGGAGGAGGGGCCCUACGUGGUUGUCAAUUCCGUUGACAAUGCAACGAGCCCCUAUGCUAACACAAGUCUGCUGUGGACCUUUGCAAACCAGACCCUGCCCAAGGGCCAGGCUCCCCCACGCUAUGUAACGUAUGUAUCUCCAGCUGAUGGAAGCUUCGUUGCCAACGUCACUCCUGACGUCCCUGUCGACAUCCGCAGCCGGCUCUUCUACCGAAGAGCAUUGAGUAGCCCUGAUGGAUUAGCGGUCCAGAUACUUGUCGGGGCAACACGGCAGCCUCUUCUGGUCGUUGCCAAGCGUUACACGCUGCCAGGAUCCACCAUGGUUCUUGGGGUUAUUUCCAGUGCGCUGUAUCUGACAGCCAUCGGAGACUUCGUCGAGGGGCUUGAUCUGAAAGGGGGCGACAUGUUUGUACUAGACGGGACGACGCUCGUUGCAGAUUCGGUGCACGACUACCGCCAGGCCAAUCAGUCAGGAACACCGACCUUGCUCGAAGCGAGCCAGUCGAGUAGCCCCCUCAUCAGGGAAACGUUUGCACUUCUCCCGCCGCAGUUGCCUGAUUGUGACAAAGGCCCAAUACAAGCACGCCUCCAGGGGGGGCGCUACAGCAUCGCGUGUAAAGAUAUAGCUUACACAGGGCUUUCGCUCAAGCUGGUGACGAUUCUUCCAAGGAAGGCCGUCUAUGGGAAGCUUGACGAGCAGCGGCGGGAUGCCACUUACAUCAUCAGCUCAGUGACAGUUGGCAUCUGUGGGCUGGGUUUUCUUGCUAUUAUAUACCUGACAGACCCUAUAAGUAAGGCCGUGCGGUUGAAAGCGGAGCUGCUUCGGAGUUUCGAGGCGAAGAGGCAGGCCGAGGCGAGGGAAGAGUUCAAGACAAAAUUCUUCGCUAAGACCAGUCACGAUAUCCGGACUCCCUUGGCCGCGAUGUUGGGCAUACUGGACAUCAUCUUGGAGUCAGAUUUGGAAGCGGAGCAGUCAGUCCGGGUGGCUCAAGUCAAGGAGUGUACCGUCGGUCUCCUGAACCUGCUCAACGAUAUUCUGGAUUUUAGCAAGAUUCAAGCUGGGCAUCUGCAACUGGAGCACGUGGAAUUCGACCUAAGCAAUCUACUGGAGUCCUUGGUGGACGUUUUUACAGUACAGUGCACUAUGAAAGGUGUCGAACUCGGUUUGGACAUGCCAGAUCUUAUCCCGCUAGUUCGUGGCGACCCUACGCGCUGUCGCCAGAUCUUCAUGAACCUUCUCAGCAACAGCAUCAAGUUCACAAAGGGGGGCUACAUCCUCAUCCGCUGCUACUUGGAAAACGACAACCAAAGCCCUCGUGACUCUCCUCGCUGGUCCAUCUCGGGGCGAAGCCCCUCCCAUUCCUUGACCUCCCCACUAUCAGUGAGCCCACUGGUUCGUCUGCGGUUCGAACUCGAGGACUCCGGAUGCGGCAUUCCGCCGGAAAGGCGCGCUGUCGUUUUCCAGGACUACGCCCAGGCGGAAUUGUCCACCACGCGCGAGCACGGGGGAACCGGCCUUGGCUUGGGAAUCGUCAGAAAUCUUGUCGAAAUGAUGGGGGGCUCGAUCGCAAUCGCCGACAAAGUCGGCCCCGGGACGCUCUUCCGCUUCGACCUCGCCCUCGCGGCCGCGCGGCCGCCCCUGCUGUCGCCGCCUAUAUCCCGGGGGAAUCCCCCCGUGCACUUCAACGUGGUGCUCGGCAUCCCGAGCUUCCUCACCCGGUCGCUCUCGGCGGCGUCCAUGCGGCGGCACGGCGCGACGGUGGUGGAGGCACUGUGCUGGCGUGACGUCAUCGAAGCGCUGAGCAGCCUUGCGGAGCAUUCGCGGGACCCGGGGCUAGCCACCGGGCGCGCUCUCUCGCAGAGCUGGGCGUACGGCGACGCGCACCAACCGGGCGGGACACCAGCCCCGGCGAUCAGAGUCCGGCGCACACAGUCCAUGUUAUUCCGCCGGUUUCCGUCAGCGAAACGAUCACAAGCGCCGGCGGUAGUAGAUCUCGAAGCAGGACAAAGUGUGCGCAGCAAGGAUAGGUUCUCUGCGCCGGGGGGGGGCUUUGCGGGCGUUGAGACACCCUUCAGGCCGCGGUCGCCGCCUGCUGCCGCGGGCUGCAAGGUUGUUGACUGUGCGAUCCUUGCGGUCUCCAUUCUCCCGACGGACUUGACCAUGGAGGAGUUGGAGGGAUACCUGGCGCAGGUUCAUCAUGCCCUUGGGAAUUCCGGACUUCAGGGCGGGGCGCACCUACCGGUCGCAUGGGUGGUGAAGGCUUCGACGCCGGUCUGCGUCCGGGACACGCUGCGAAAGGCGGGUUUCUUGGCGAUCGCCACCAAACCACUGUACGAAUCCAAGCUGCAGCGCCUGCUGCACACGAUGGCCGGAACGGAACCAGGCCCAACGGCGGAACCGGGAUCCCCCAAGCCGCUCGGCAGCCCGGGAGAGAGCUUCAGGCAGGAAGACGAGCCGCGGGCCGGGCAAUCGGGGCAUCCCGUGGCAGGGGUCGACAGAGAGGGCGCGGAAGGGGCGAAACGUCGAGGCGUGUGCGCGCGCGUGGGACGAGAUGGACUGGACGCGUUCUUGGCGGAGGAACCGGAAUUUGAACAGGUGGACAGAGCAGCGGUUUUAAGCGUUCAAUCCAAGACCCAAACGGAGGGUUUGAACCUCCCUUUGAGAGGCCGGACGGUUCUAAUCGCCGAGGAUAACGUCCUUCUGCGGAAGCUCGCAGUCCAGGCGAUGGCGAAAUUGGGUGCGCGCGCCGUCGCGGUGGAGAAUGGGCGGCUGGCCGUGGACGAUAUCGAGCGGCGGGCCGCGGCCGGCGAGGAGAGAUAUGACUUCGUGCUUAUGGAUUUCAUGAUGCCCGUCAUGGACGGUCUCGCGGCGACGCGGCUGGUGCGCGACCUCGAGCGAGCGCGCGGGAUGGGGGACCACGUGAUCAUUGUCGCGCUCACGGCCGGCACAUCGUGCGACGACCAGCGCGCGUGCAUCAAAGCCGGGAUGGAUGUCUACCUCACGAAGCCCAUUGAUACAUCCAUGCUCCUUGCGAAAGUGCUGCCGCUUCUUGGGGACAAUAGCUUGCGUGUACAGAUAGAGCAUUGAGAGUGUAGGAACUGAUUGCUUCAAUCGGAAAGCGAAUCGCGCGCACGCUCGAGAAUGUUACGAGUGAGGUUGAAUCGGCUCCGGUUUGCUGCGAAAUGCAGAGCGCACAAAUCUUGCGGGACGGUCCUGGUGCCGUAAAAGUUGGAAGAACAACCCGCCGAGAGUUGAUCCGCCGCGUGUACUGAGUUUGACGCGCAGACAUCUGGGGGUUUUUGGGACGAGAAGUAUUUUGUGUUUGAACCGAAUAGAAGUCCGAAAACAGCACGCAUUUUCAUCCACAGGAGUCUGACUCGGUGGUUUAGUUUCACUGGAUGGGUUCGACUGUGCCAGAGACUCACGGCCCGGACCGGAACGUGAUGUAGCUUGACUCUGCUGCAAUUCUCGACGACCACAAAGCCAGAGUGUUCUUAAAAGUGCAUGUUUUACACACCACUCGAUUUGAGUGUCGGCACAAACUUGA
Molecule: messenger RNA, 3859 nt
Organism: Klebsormidium nitens
Lineage: Eukaryota; Viridiplantae; Streptophyta; Klebsormidiophyceae; Klebsormidiales; Klebsormidiaceae
Source: the annotation of a GenBank genome assembly